AUGUCUCCCUCACGAUUGUACGAUGUGUUCCUGCGCCUGCCACCAGCGACAGCCAUCUUACUGCUCUCGGCGUUGUUUGCGACGACUGAGGGGCAUGCGCUGCCGCGCCAGACGAAGACGGCGGAAUACUAUGAGUUAAACGUUUCCGCAUGGCAACCCCUACCGACAGAAGCCCCCAUCUCGCCUCUCGAACUACUACGAAGACAGGAGGAAAACACAAUAUGCGGUUACCUUGGCGGAGACUCGGCAUUGCCCGCAACAUGCUCAGCUGGGUCGCAUUGCGUACUUGAUAGCGACAAUGGAGUUGUUGGAUGCUGUCCGAACGGAGGAACUUGCACUACCGGAGUUUUUACGGGCUGUGUCGAUUACAACAGCGGAGCGCAGACCGAGGCCAACCCAUAUGUCUACACGUGCCAAGGGUCGGACGUGUGUUACAAGAACGAAUUCGAUGGUGGGUACUUCCAAUAUGGGUGUGGAACGGCUUCAGACCUAGCGACCACGGUCCAGACGACGGCCAGCGGCAUUACAAAUAGCUUGACGUUGGACAGAUCGUCCGUGGCUCUGACGGGAUCGCCUACCUCAUUAUCUGAGCCGACUUCAAUCAACCCUAGCACCGGAACGAGAAGCUACACCAGGUCGACGAGCUCUAGCAAGAGCUCGACUCUCUCCUCAGAAUCAUCUUCGAGUUCCACGUCAAGCUCGACGUCAACCAUUAGCUCCCCUUCCUCGUCCAGCCAAGCGUCAAGCACGAACCCCCCAACGUCUUCUGGAACCACCGACGCCGGGUCUUUGACAUCGUCACCCAGCCCGACUGUGGCACCUGCUACUGGGCAACACUUUAAUAGGACGGGGGCUAUAGUUGGGGGGACAGUUGGUGGGGUGGUGGUUCUGAUUGCCUUGGCCGCGACAUUGAUAUUCUGCUUGCGGAAGAGGCGAGGCAACAACCGUCAAGGACCUGGACCAGCCCCUGGUCCCGCGCCUACGACGGAAUAUCUCAGCCCAAUGCGAUCACAUGGCGCAGCUUUCGCUCCAUUGCCAACAUGGCAAGAAGAUGAAUCUCAACAGCACUAUGCGCCAUCAAACUACAGUUACCCGAGCAGUUUUAACGGCUACCAACAACAGGAUGUCGGAAACGUGACAUCAGUCAGCGUCGGUGCCGGAGCAGCACAGCUGCCACGAUAUAACCCGGCUCACGUGGCAGGGGUCGGUAGAGGCCUUGCGCCAGUUGAGGAAGAAAGCAUACCAGACAACACACGCGAGAUCGAUGAAUUUUCCAACGGCUACAACAAUGCCAUGGGACGGAUAAACGACGAGGAUAUACGUCCAUUGACUGAAGAUGAAGCUGAGUCUAGGACAGGUUCAGAGUCGGGAAGCCCAUCGAGAGGUGGUGGCAAUAGACCAUUGUGGCAGCAGAAUCGACGGCAGAGUCGAAAUUUGAUGUGGAUGUAA
Molecule: messenger RNA, 1449 nt
Organism: Pseudomassariella vexata
Lineage: Eukaryota; Fungi; Ascomycota; Sordariomycetes; Amphisphaeriales; Pseudomassariaceae
Exons: 2
Coding region: 1-1449 (482 amino acids)
Source: RefSeq, a predicted model, not a curated record